UUUAUGGGCCGCACAUCGCCGGAUGCCUCGGCAGAAGUGGGCAGCCAUCAGUGGGAGCUUCUGGCCCAUGCAUUAAUGGCCAUGGCCCAAGAGGGUGUCGUGGAAGAAGAGAAAAUCGACUCGUUGGAUGCUCCAUAUUAUGCACCAUCAGCUGAGGAAAUGAGAAAUGUGAUAGAAGAAGAAGGUUCGUUUGUGGUGAAUCAGAUCUCAGCUUUGGAGAUUGGUUGGGAUGGAGGUCUGGUGUUGGACAAUAUUAACAACAAUAUUGAUUUGGAUGAAAUUGAUGAAAAGGCCCUAAAAGUUACCAAGAUUAUUAGGGCAGUGGUGGAGCCAAUGAUGGAGUCCCAUUUUGGGGCCCAAGUUAUAGAUGAUUUGUUUACUAGAUAUCAUGGUCUUCUCCAAGAUUAUUUCUCAAAAACCAUAGCUAAGCACAUUAAUCUUGUGGUUUCUCUCACAAGAAAGUUUUAGUCGAAUUAGAAAACAAUACCCGAGUAUUUUAUCUCAGUGGUAUUAGUGACGAGGUUACGGAUCUCAAUCCUCACCGACCCUACUAGAAAGAGAUUUUUAGAAAAUAGUUGUGGUAUAACUCAGAGAUAUUAUAUUUUUCAUGUCAUAAUUCAACCAAAAAAAGACAUAACAUGACUUUAUGGUGUUGAAUAGUACUGUGAUCUACCGAGAAAUAUCAAGAGAUGGAUUGCGCGAUUCAGUCA
Messenger RNA from Salvia hispanica, 710 nucleotides. Its product is annotated as putative jasmonic acid carboxyl methyltransferase 2. The record is from RefSeq and is a predicted model, not a curated record. Gene Ontology annotation, molecular function: methyltransferase activity. Lineage: Eukaryota; Viridiplantae; Streptophyta; Magnoliopsida; Lamiales; Lamiaceae.